UUGCCGUCGCUGCCUGAACAGUUCAGUCCCAGUCCGGUGGUAUCCGAAAUAUAUUUCUGCUGUAAUUAUUGUUAAAUAAAAUAAGUCCGUCUCGCCGCGACCAAAGCAGCCGAAUACAAAAUACAAUAAACAUCAAAUCAAUUAAACAAUAUCGAAAAACAAAUCCUCUGCCGUUGUUGCCCCGCCAUGGACAAACAACAAGAGGCCGCAGCCGCAGCCGCCGGGACCGCGGCCGACGACAGCAUAAGCAUGAAGACGGACUACCCUGCCCACGAGGUGUACGUUUCCGAAGCGCCGCCGGCGUACAAACUCAAAACUCGUCCGACUUCCGUCCAGAUAGCCAGAAUAGCUGCAUUUACAGUGGUCGGAUGCACAUUCAUGCUGGGAUCGUUUAUGUUGGCAGCAGCUUAUUUGCAAGCCAACGCAUCUUGCUCGCAGUUGAUGCACGCCGAAGCUCUUUUAAGACAAAGCGAAGAAGCCGCCGACCGUCCACAAUUCCAAGCCCUUGUCGACCCACUGCAAUCUGACGAAAGCACGGACUCCAAACAGGAAGAACUUCCGGUUCACCAGCACACGGCCAGGAACGCCGAACAACAGCAACAGACCUCCAACAACGAACAAGCGGCUCCGGCCCAAGUUCAAAUCAAGUUGCCAAUGGAACUGGACUUGGAAGAAAUUAUCGGAAACUUGCUGGAGAAGAACCAACGGUCUCGCAUGAACUGUGUGGUGGAAAAGAAACGCGCCGAAGAAGUGAUGGACCAUCAGCCGAAAACCCUAAGACUGCCAUUCGGCGUCAACAUCACCACAGAUCCACGUUUCGAACAUGUCACAGGCGAACGGUUGAGCAUCAUAUGCGAAAGCGGACACGACGAAAGGCGAGCUCCUAACCCGAUGGAACACAUGCAACCGCAACCGUCGAUAAUGAUGCCCAUCCCGAUGGGCGCCAACCAGAUGACUCACAUGCCCAACAUGAUGGCACCGCCGUUGCCGCCGCCGUUCCAGCACCAGAUGCCGCCCAACCCUCACCACCAACACCAACACCACCACCAAGGAGGCCCCGUGCCGUUGGCCAUGAUCGCCAGGAUCAACGCGGACAUUGACAACCAAUUGCAGAUGCAAGAACAACAGCAGAUCGAAGAGCACAUCAUACCGAUUUUCCAACAACUGUUGCCGGAACUCAGAUCCAUGCCCGAACAACAAGAACAGCAACAGCAGCAAGCCCAGCAAGAACAGAAACAGGAGGUCGAAGACAGGGGGGCGAUGCCCAACAAAAUCCUGUACCAUCCCGCCAUGCCCGAGGGAAGAGCUUUGUACACUGUAGCCAUAUCCGACAAGUCGAACGGCGAGGCACCGCAGAUGGCACAUCAGUCCAUGCAUCAGCCUGACGGUAUGCGCCAACAAAACGUACCGUCCUUCUUCCAAAGGAGUCCCAUUCACGUGCCAGUUUCAUCAAUGGGGAUGGCACCUAGUGCAGACCAACAGCAAGUCGUUCACCCUGAUAACUUAGAAUCAGAGCAAAAAACUGAAAAUCGCCCACACUACGUUCAUCCACGUUCGGUCUGAUCAAAUGUGCAAGACGACAGAAAGGACGCCAAUGUUGAUUUAUUUUUUAUGAAGCCUACAUUUUUUUUUUUUAUACAUAUAUAUGAUAAUAUUAUACCAUACAUUGUUAUUGUUUGUUAACAGAUUGUAAUAAUAAGUCGAAAUUGACAUUAGAUUUACAAUAAUCAAAUAACAAUUAAGCUUAUGCGUGGAAUUUAUAUGGAAUUAGUCAGCGUGAAGGAUUAUAUUAUUUGACGACAAAAUAAAAAUACUGCAGUAUAUUGUCAAACAUAUAAAAUAUAUUGAUCUUGUUUACAUUAUAAUUUUUUUUUUUUAUUUA
This is a messenger RNA of Adelges cooleyi (spruce gall adelgid), 1882 nucleotides long. RefSeq lists its product as uncharacterized. NCBI's taxonomy places the organism in Eukaryota, Metazoa, Arthropoda, Insecta, Hemiptera, Adelgidae. Bases 187 to 1563 code for a protein of 458 amino acids. The transcript is spliced from 6 exons. The record is from RefSeq and is a predicted model, not a curated record.